AUGUCCUGCUUCAGUCUUAAACUAUCCUCCUACCUUACAGCUUUGUUUAAGUUUUUUAAACUAAAAAAAACUUUAAUUUUAGGCAAAUUAUUAUCAUGUUUUGUCAUUGGCGGAGAAUGUCGUCUCUGUUUUCCACAAAUGAAAGCACUUUGUCUUGGAGAUAUUCCAACAUAUAAAAUUGAUGAAAUGAUGAAAAAUUUGGCAAUAAUAAAUCCACAUUCGAGUGAAGAACAAUUAAAUGUUUUAAAAAGGAAUCAAAUAGUUCCGUCAUAUUUGCCAAAAUGUGAAUUAAUAACAAAAACAAAUGCUGAAAGAUUAAUAGCAAUGUUAAAAUUAACGGGAUCUCCAGCACCUUUCGACCUCCUAAACAACCAACUACGAAGUUUAUUGCUUCCAUUAAAAGUUGCCCACGACUGUUUUGGUGGUUGUAAAGGAUAUCUCUACCCGACAUUAACUCCAAAUCCUUGCUUAGAAUGCAAAACGUGUCAUAAUAUGUUUAAACCUGAAGAUUUCUGUCUUCACACACAUUCACCGACGAACGGGAAAAACACCUGUUUUUGGGGUUUUGAUGCAACAAAUUGGCCAUACUACAUUAGAAUUGAUGAUGAAACAACAGAAGGGGAUGAAUUAAUUUUGUUUAAAAGAAACCAAACUUUGGAGGAAGAAGAAAAUCGUUUAGCUAUAUUUAUCCAAACUUAUUUGGCUAGACAACAACAACAAACAAUUCCUUAA
Messenger RNA from Meloidogyne enterolobii, 732 nucleotides. Lineage: Eukaryota; Metazoa; Nematoda; Chromadorea; Rhabditida; Meloidogynidae. The record is from the annotation of a GenBank genome assembly.